CCUGAGGAGCGCGCUAUGGUCCGGACGGUCAACUCCGCUUAUAGCGUCAUUGAGAUUUGGCGGAGGCUCGUCGCAGCGGCCGAUUUCAACGUCCUCCGUGUUGAGCGGGCCGCGCUGCGAAGGAAUGAUCAAGCCCAGAAGGCCAGCCGGCUUGUACUGAAGUGGGAGCAAGAAGGCGAGAAACGCGAGGGACCCGCCUAUUCAGUUAUGGGCUCGUCGUACGAGAAGGUCGAGGCAACAGCAGCAGACAUUAUCGUCAUUCUUACAGCGCUAUACCAGCGUGCUGAUGAUAUACCCGCCACACCACUUACGAGGAUGUCGGUCCAUCACGCGGUCCUCCAACUGGGUACCGGCGGUUUCCGUCCAGGCUGCCUUGAAAAUACCCUGUGCAAGCAGUUCACCAUCUCCAUCGUGCGCGAUCCCGAUGAUCCGACCAGGGUGAAGCCCAUUGUCACAUACAGGAUUGAUCGGAACAAGAUUAAGGAGGCCGAGAAGACCGUCAAAUACAGGAAGAACACAUCCGUCGCCCACUCUACCACUCUCGUGCCGUUUCCCCUCCUCGAUUCGGCAAGCCUCGUGAUCACCCGGGCGAUACAGAUGGACGCUUUAGAUUUGGAUGUCAGCUACAAUCCCUCAGCGAUCUUCUACAGCGUCCACGUCUCGGCAAAACCGGCCGCAUCGACAUCCCCUGGAAGGAGAAAUUCCUCAACGAGCCUCUUUUCCCACUGA
Messenger RNA from Parathielavia appendiculata, 729 nucleotides. RefSeq lists its product as uncharacterized. The annotation marks the transcript as partial. The record is from RefSeq and is a predicted model, not a curated record. Lineage: Eukaryota; Fungi; Ascomycota; Sordariomycetes; Sordariales; Chaetomiaceae. The transcript has 3 exons.